Messenger RNA from Drosophila persimilis, 486 nucleotides. It is a transcript of the gene btn, whose product is annotated as homeobox protein MOX-1. The coding region runs from base 1 to 486 and encodes 161 amino acids. NCBI's taxonomy places the organism in Eukaryota, Metazoa, Arthropoda, Insecta, Diptera, Drosophilidae. Gene Ontology annotation, molecular function: DNA-binding transcription factor activity, RNA polymerase II-specific; DNA binding. The record is from RefSeq and is a predicted model, not a curated record. The transcript has a single exon. Gene Ontology annotation, biological process: regulation of DNA-templated transcription.
AUGAAGAACUCCAACUCCAUGGAUUGCGAGACCUGCUAUUAUGUGGAUAUUAACAAAUCAUGGCUCAGCCAGACCCAAGGAUAUACGGACUACAGCUAUGGCUAUGAUCAGAUGUAUAAUCAGGGAUACCAUGAAAUGGAGGCCACCUGGUCGUCGUCCAACGAUGCCCACGAGCUGGAUGCCACGCAGCAGGAACAGCAGAGAUCACCGGCAAGGCAAGACGAGCCCGUCCGAGACUCCAAUCCGAAGGCCAGGACAGAAACCACCUCGCAGCGCAAGGAGCGCACAGCAUUCACCAAGUCGCAGCUGAAGGAGCUGGAGAGCGAAUUCCUCUACUCAAACUAUCUGACGCGCCUGAGACGGUACGAAAUCGCUGUGGCGCUGGAGCUGACGGAGCGGCAGGUGAAGGUCUGGUUCCAGAAUCGCCGCAUGAAGUGCAAACGCAUCAAGCUGGAGGAAGGAGGAGCCACCAAAACGCACUGCUAG